This is a messenger RNA of Sardina pilchardus (European sardine), 1058 nucleotides long. It is a transcript of the gene gfer, whose product is annotated as growth factor, augmenter of liver regeneration (ERV1 homolog, S. cerevisiae). Gene Ontology annotation, molecular function: flavin-dependent sulfhydryl oxidase activity; flavin adenine dinucleotide binding. Gene Ontology annotation, biological process: liver development. The record is from RefSeq and is a predicted model, not a curated record. Gene Ontology annotation, cellular component: mitochondrion. NCBI's taxonomy places the organism in Eukaryota, Metazoa, Chordata, Actinopteri, Clupeiformes, Clupeidae. The transcript is spliced from 3 exons. Bases 187 to 771 code for a protein of 194 amino acids.
GUUUUAUGUCAUUUCGUUUGCGCUCUAUUUAUUAUAUAGUUGUAUGGUGAAUGUGUAAUAAAGUACACGUUAUGACGAAAGACUCACAAUUUCAUAAGUCUUGGAAUUAUAGUAAGUUUCCUUCAAAUAAAUGAAUACGCCCUUCAGAUAUUGUGAGGGCAUCAAUCCCACAAUGCAAGAAUAAACAUGGCUGCGCCGUAUGGCUCCAAAUCAUCUGCCGAAAAUGCAGGAACUUUCCAAGGCUUUCCAUUCAGUAUGUCAGGUAGACCGGCUGAUGAUACUUCUGGUACGGAGCAAGUAAAGACGGGGGAGACAAAAAAGAAACCAUGCAGAGCAUGUACAGAUUUUAAAUCGUGGAUGAAAACACAGAAGACACCGACUCCGACAGCACAGGUGACAACGCCAUCAGAGGGUGAGAGCGAAAAGCCAGUUGAGUGUCCAAUGGACAGAGAGGAGCUGGGGAGAUGCUCAUGGUCCUUCCUGCACACAAUGGCUGCCUACUAUCCAGAGGCUCCAAGCUCCGGCCAGCAGAAAGACAUGACACAAUUCAUCAACCUUUUCUCAAAGUUCUUCCCUUGUGAUGAAUGCGCUGAGGAUUUGAGGGGAAGGUUGAAAACAAACCAGCCCGAUGCCAGCAACAGACACAACCUCUCGCAGUGGCUAUGUGGUCUCCAUAAUCAAAUUAAUGUUAGGUUAGGCAAGCCAGAGUUUGACUGCUCCAAAGUAGAUGAGCGAUGGAAAGAUGGGUGGAAGGAUGGAUCUUGUGAUUGACACUCACAAACUGCAGGGAAUGUGAAACAUUGAGAAUAAUUAUGGUAACUGUGAGACUUAAAUGUUGUAUUUACGUCUACAAAUGAAACCAGAAGUGUAUAUUUUUUCAACGCUAUGUGUAUAUUAAGAUGUUUAUUUGCCUUUUACAACCUUAUGCAGAACAUAUGGUUUUACAAAUGCAAUGAGGGUCCAGGUCAUCUCAGCACUUUCACUGAUCUUGUCUGUUCUUUUCUGUGUGUUUUCUGCAAGGGACAAAUAAAGUUCCACUUAUGUGUAUUAUAAUGGGA